UGAGCUAAAAAUCACUUGGGUUCUGGGAAAGGCACUAGAAUGAGAGCUAGAAACAAAAGAUACGGUUGUGAAAACUGGUACCUAAGUUAAGAUGUUUGAGUACAUUUUCUCCUUUAAAAAAUUCUGAGGAACUUGAAUGUUUUGCUAACCCAAUUGUUUUUAGCCAGUCCUCAUAGAAAAUAGAGGUGCUGGAAAACUAGCAACCCCAGAAAAUUUUAAUUCAUUUUUGCACACGCUAAAAUUAAUUAGAAUUAGCAUAUUCAGUGAUGCAAUAGGCAAUUAAAGACUUUUGGAGAGAUAAGAAGACAAAAAAUGUCAAUAUUAUAUAUUCAAAAUCAGUCUCAAAGCAUUUUAUAAAAAUUUUGGCUUAUGUCCAGGAUCUAAGGGUGGGGGUGGAUAUGGUUUCUUCGUAGCAAAAGAGUGGAAAAGAAUCUGUUCUAUUUCCUUAAAAAUAAAAGACAUCUUGUUUUAUACGGCUUGAUAAAUGAAAUGCUUUUCUAUUUUUUACCUGCCAACAGGAUCUAGAGGAAAUUUUUCUAGCAAGCUAUGCUGUUUUUCUCUCUUUGGGGACAUGGUGACACCGGUUUUGCAGCAAAACAGUAUUUGCUUAUUAGGCAUUUCUUCAAAAUCCUGAAUAAGCAGCUCUUUCCACAUUUUUUGUUCCACAUGUUAAACAUUUCACUGCAAUUUGAGCUUCAGUUGUGUGUGUGUGUGUGUGUGUGUGUGUGUGUGUGUGUGUGUGUGUGUGUUGAUAGAAAAGAUUGAAAAGGGAUGCAUAAGAAUUCUUCAAGGUUUUUUUGUUUAAAAAAUUAAUUCCUACAAUUACAUAUUAGAGUCUGUACAGAAGAUGAUUCCAAUUUAUUACAUACAGCCAAACUAGAUCCCAUCAAUCUUGAGCAGUGGGGGCAGGGAGGUGGUGUUGAAGAAGACAUGAAAUUUGGUAUUUGAAUAGAUGAUAUUUAAUUUUUGGAAAACAUUUCACUCAUAAAACAGACAGCACCCUAGUGUCAGCCCUGACCUCCAUGAUGUCAGUGUCAUCAUGAAAACGUGCAAACGUAGCUAAGAUAAGCCUCAAAGUAAAACAAAGAAACAUUGCAUCUCAGCACAACACCAUUUCUUCUCUUACGUUGAACCAAGACUCUGAGGCUGAUAUGCAAUGUCACUUACAACAUUAAUCAGAUACUGCAUUUAAGGUAGGAGGCAAAGGUGGAACCUAUUUUUAACUCUUCUGCACUCCACGGUGUGCAAACGACCCGGUUCUCAAAUUUGUAUUCUCGGUGCUGGUAUCAGUGGUUUGAUUUUCAGCAAAUGUGACAGUGGCCUUUGCAGUGGUCAGCUCCGGGCAUUGAACUCUCAGAGGAGGAAGGGGAAAAAAUUCAGCACACCACCUCCUUGGUUGCAGCCACAGAGAAACCUUGGAUGAGAAACUUCUUUUUUCAAUUCUGUUUUCCUGUUGAUAAAUUCAGUUCUCGUGAUCACAGUACGUUCAAGCUGUUCUGCGUAUGAUUUGUGUGUGUGUGACAAUUGCAUCUAAAACUUGUGAGCAAGAAGACGGAGAAAUCAGUUGGUCUCCAUCGCUUUACAUAAAAAUGGCUGAAUGUCAUGCUAGCACUGCAUUAAGUGAUACAUACAGAUUUUGAUGUGGAAGAGAUGGAAGACUCAGAACCAAGGAUUUCCAAGUGAUUUCUUCCAAAACACGAGAAACUAACUCUGUUAAGACUGGUCUGUUCUGACUGAGAUGACAGUCAUGUCCCUUUCCAGGGACCUCAAGGACGACUUUCACAGUGACACAGUGCUCUCCAUGUUAAAUGAGCAGCGCAUUCGGGGCAUUUUAUGCGAUGUCACAAUCAUCGUGGAAGACACCAAAUUUAAAGCCCACAGCAAUGUCCUGGCUGCUUCAAGCCUUUAUUUCAAAAAUAUCUUUUGGAGCCAUACAAUCUGUAUUUCCAGCCACGUCCUGGAGCUGGAUGAUCUCAAAGCUGAAGUGUUUACAGAAAUCCUUAAUUAUAUCUACAGCUCCACGGUCGUCGUCAAGAGACAGGAAACAGUCACUGAUCUUGCAGCUGCAGGGAAGAAGCUGGGGAUAUCCUUCUUGGAAGAGCUUACUGAUCGCAGCUUCACAAAUUCUCCAGGUCCCUAUGUAUUCUGCAUUACGGAGAAGGGAGUGGUUAAGGAAGAAAAAAAUGAAAAAAGGCAUGAAGAACCAGCUAUCACGAAUGGGCCAAGGAUCACAAAUGCGUUUUCCAUCAUUGAAACAGAAAAUAAUAAUAACAUGUUUUCUCCUCUGGACUUGAGGGCUAGUUUCAAAAAGGUCUCUGACUCCAUGAGAACCACUACUAGCCUUUGCCUGGAGAGGACUGAUGUCUGUCACGAGGCAGAGCCUGUCCGCACCCUGGCAGAACACUCGUAUGCCGUUUCUUCGGUGGCUGAGGCAUACAGGAGUCAGCCUGCACGUGAACACGAUAGCAGUUCACCUGGGAAAACAGGUAAAGAAAAUGGUGAAGCUCUUGCAGCAAAACCGAAAACAUGCCGAAAGCCAAAGACACUCUCCGUACCACAGGAUUCUGAUUCACCUACAGAAGAUACAGCACCCCCUCCGGUAACCAGCUUGGAGGUGAAUCAAGAAAGUCCGCAGCCAGCUGCAGGUCUUUCUCAUUCAAAAUCUCCCGACAAUGAAGCAGACGUCCCCCAUCCGAGGGAAGAGGAAAACAAAUCCUCUGACGUUCCGGUGCCUCCGCCAGCAGAAGUACCCCCUCUCGUUUACAACUGUAGCUGUUGUUCCAAAUCUUUUGACAGCAGCACUUUGCUCAGUGCCCACAUGCAGCUCCACAAGCCCACCCAGGAGCCUUUAGUGUGCAAGUACUGCAACAAACAGUUCAGCACACUGAACAGACUGGACCGGCACGAACACAUCUGUAUGCGGUCAAGCCACGUGCCCGUUCCCGGAGGAAACGAGCGCUUUUUAGAAAACUAUCCUACCAUUGGACAAAAUGGAAAUUCAUUCACAGGUCCAGAACCUUUAUUAUCAGAAAACAGGAUUGGCGAGUUUUCCAGUGCCGGAAGUUCCUUGCCAGAAGCGGACCACAUGGUUAAAUUUGUUAAUGGACAAAUGCUCUACAGUUGUGUGGUAUGCAAACGCAGUUACGUGACUUUAUCCAGCCUCCGACGACAUGCAAAUGUUCAUUCAUGGAGGAGAACAUAUCCUUGCCAUUACUGCAACAAAGUAUUUGCAUUGGCUGAGUACAGGACAAGACAUGAAAUUUGGCAUACGGGAGAAAGGCGGUACCAGUGCAUUUUCUGCCUUGAAACUUUCAUGACCUACUAUAUACUCAAAAACCAUCAGAAGUCUUUCCAUGCCAUUGACCACAGACUUUCCAUCAGUAAAAAAACAGCAAAUGGAGGCUUGAAGCCUAGUGUUUAUCCAUAUAAACUUUAUCGGCUAUUGCCUAUGAAAUGCAAGAGGGCUCCUUAUAAGAGCUACCGCAAUUCUUCCUAUGAAAAUGCUCAAGAAAACAGUCAGAUAAAUGAGCCUGUGCCUGGUCCCUAUGUUAUUCAGAAUCCACACAGCUCUGAAUUACCUACACUGAAUUUCCAAGACAGUGUAAACACCUUGACCAGCAGCCCAGCCGCCCCAUUGGAAACAUCCACAUGUCAGGACGUAUCCACUUCCGCCAGUGUACCAAAUGCAGAGGGUACCAAAUGGGGAGAGGAGACGCUGAAAGUCGAUCUUGACAAUAACUUUUAUUCAACUGAAGUGUCAGUUUCUUCCACUGAAAACACCCCUGGUUCCGCCCUCCCAGUGGGAGAUGUGCCCGGUUUGCCCUUGAGUAAUAGCAGUGAGAACUCAGCCUCCGUGAUCAGCUACAGCGGUUCAGCGCCUUCGGUCAUUGUGCAUAGUAGCCAGUUUUCGUCGGUGAUCAUGCACAGUAACACUGUUGCUGCCAUGACGAGCAACAGGAGGGCCCCUUCAGACCCAACUGUCGGUCAGUCCCGGAGAGAUGACGGCAAACCUGAGCCAGAGAAAGUGGGUAGAGUGGUCAGCAGACCCAAAAGCAUUAAGGAGAAAAAGAAACCUAUACCAGGUAACAAGGGAGAAACACCAGAGGAAUCGAAAUAUGACGCUGAUCCGGGAGGGUCGUUGAGCAAAACCACAAAUAUCACUAAAGAAACUGGUAAAACUGAAACGUACAUCGCAAAGCCGGCUCUGCCUGGGACCUCCACCAGUAGCAACGUGGCACCCCUUUGCCAAAUAACAGUAAAGAUUGGAAAUGAAGCCAUUGUGAAGAGGCAUAUUCUGGGGUCUAAAUUAUUCUGUAAAAGAGGGAGACGGUCGAGUUAUCAAGUGCAGGAGGAGACUUUGCCACAGGAGAAUGAUGCAGAUGCCAACAGAGACAGCCCACUCGGGCUUUGUCAGACCGAGUGUGUGGAGCUGAGCGAAAUGUUUGAUGAUGCAAGUGACCAGGACUCCACGGACCAACCUUGGCGCCCUUAUUACAACUACAAGCCCAAGAAGAAAUCCAGGCAGUUGAGAAAAAUGAGGAAAGUCAACUGGAGGAAAGAGGAUGAGAACAGAAGCCCAAGCAGUAAGUGUAAAUACCCGGCAGAACUGGACUGUGCUGUGGGGAAGGCUCCUCAGGAGAAGGCCUUCGAGGAGGAAGAAAAUAAAGAGAUGCCCAAGUUGCAGUGUGAGCUCUGCGAUGGUGACAAGGCCUCGGGAACUGGAAGUCAAGGAAGGCCCCACCGGCAUCUCACUGCCAGGCCUUAUGCCUGCGAGCUCUGCGCCAAGCAGUUCCAGAGCCCUUCCACACUCAAGAUGCACAUGAGGUGCCACACGGGUGAGAAGCCGUACCAGUGCAAGACCUGCGGGCGGUGCUUUUCCGUGCAAGGAAACUUACAGAAACACGAACGCAUCCACCUGGGCGUGAAGGAGUUCGUCUGCCAGUAUUGCAACAAGGCCUUCACAUUGAACGAGACCUUGAAAAUCCAUGAAAGAAUCCAUACUGGUGAGAAGCGUUAUCACUGUCAGUUCUGCUUUCAGAGUUUUUUGUAUCUCUCCACAAAAAGGAAUCAUGAGCAGAGGCACAUGCGGGAACAUAAUGGAAAGGGCUAUCCCUGCUUCCAGUGCCCCAAAAUUUGCAAAACAGCGGCUGCCCUUGGAAUGCACCAGAAGAAACACUUAUUCAAAAGCCCAAGUCAGCGGGAGAAGAAUGAAGGUGACAUGUGCCAUGAAGACUCAGAUUUCCUGGAGAACCCACAUGCCAUCGAUUCAGACGGCAGUGACCAAAAAGAUCAUGUACAAACUGUUGCUGAAAAAGUCCUUUAAGUGGCAAUACUUAGAAAGAUCUUCAAAAUAUAAGUUGUUGGUUUGUUUUUUUGUUUUGUUAGGUUGGCUUUGUUUGGGGUUGUUUUUUCUUUUUUGUUUUUUUAAUUUUGUUCAUACAACAGUCAUGAAGGAGUGAAACGUAAAAAAGAAAAUCUCAUUUCUGAAAAUUCCAGAAAAAGGAUCCUAAUAGCAACUUAGGGUUUUAGCAUUAACUUCAUGCAAAAGUGCACAAAAAUGAAAUAGCUGAAUCUUCCAAUAUCCCAAGUAUCUUGUGAAAGUUUAUGAAGUUCUUAGCUGUGGUAUUCCUGCCAGUGAAAUAAAAGAGCUUAACUUUAGCCUAAUUUAAAACUCUCUAGUAAGUGCUAAUAGGAACUGGCUGCUGAACUGUCUUUAGUCACUGGAGAAAAUAAGGGUCAAAUACCAUGAAAAGGACACAUUCAUAACUCUGUUAAAAGGUAAAUGUGCUAUGACAGUCAUUAUUCCCAUCCAGCUUCUGCACUAUUAAAAAUUGUUUAAAUUAAUGGAUACAUAUGAAAUACUUAAUAUUAUAGUUGAAAAUAUGUGUGAAAAGAGUAACCUAAGUAGGACAUUCAUACAUUAUCUAGAACUACUUUUCUAGAACACAAAACUUGUAAAAUACAUAUAUAAAUCACUAUGACAUUUUUAACUGUCCAUGUCCCCUGUAGAGAAUUAUAAUGAUGAGCAAUAGAUCUGCAAAUAACGAGGACUAAUGGAAAAAUCCAUAGAAAGCAUUUUGAAUAUGAUGUAAGAGCAUAUGUAUGCUUUUAGAUGGAAUGCUGUUCUCUUGAAGUUAUGGCUGAACUAUUGUUACAACUUGUCUAGUCAAGUCACAGAAAACAUAGGUCAUGCCUUAUCUGUGGGGCAGAGCCUUCCCAGAAUGUACCUGUGGUUACCUGUGCUGCGUAUUACUUUGCAAUGGCCUCACAUCAGAAAAUGAAGAUCAGAUUCUUCUGCAACUCCCUGCAGUCUUCCAUCCAUCACAAGGUCAUGGAUGUGGAAGUUUAUGCCAGACAGACUUAACCAGCCUCAAGGGUUCAAGUAAAACCUGACACCUCCCAUUCCACUUGAGGCAUGUCUGGGAAAUUUAGCAGGAGGCAUGCACACUGUGGUGAAUUUCCAGGCACUUGAAAGUAGCAGAUAGCCUAAUCCCUACAAUUAUUAGCCUUCGUGGAGGCUGCGCAGACCACAAACAUACACUAGGAUAAAACAGGAGGACAACAGAAACAUACUCCCCACCCCACCCAUUAAUGACUUGAGUGGACAAGAGCCUCCUUGCCCCAAACAGUAGCUUUGUCUUGGUGGGUGUGGGGAGGUAGAAUGUGGAGUGAUAAGAUUCUAUCUCCUACUUAUAUGAUUGAAAUAUACCCACAAAGCCAGAUUCUUUGUCUUCAUCUUUUUAGACAUCCAGCUCCCUUGCUAAAAAACCAACAAGUUUUUUAAUGUUCUUUUAUGCUUACCCACACCAUUAACAACAUUGCCCUCAAAGUCUGAUUGCCCUGUAGGAUGUUCCAUCAUGUGGACUGGGUUCCUGGGAAGCUGGAACUCAUCAUUCUUACUUUUUAAACUGCCAGAAUAGUAGAGAGAGAGAAAACAUUCCUACCCUUUGAUCACCAGUAUGAGCAGGAUCCGGGACCUGCAGCCAUUCAUGUCCAUGGGAUUUGAUAGAUGGAAACCCAAGGUUAUCCAAGGUCGCCAGGUCGCCAUUAUGAAGAAAUAACUCAAGGACUCCAGUUUCUCUCUCCACGUGUUGUGAUGUCUCCACAAAGACUUAACAUUGAUUUGGGUGGGCAUGAAAGCAUUUAACACCCAGAAAAGGACAUGAUCAAAGCUGACCUUUUUAUACUGUAGUACUUGGCUGUUAAGUAACCCCAAUAUUGUAUCUGCACUUAUCUUUUCUUCUUUUGCUUACAUACAGUAUUAUGUACUAGAGGAAACUGGGAAAACACAAGCGGAUUCAACUUUAUUUUAAUCAUUGUGUAUAUGUGCAUCUGCACUAUUCAUUUGAGUUUUGUGAAAAAGAUAGUCACAAAGGGCUUAUGGAAAGCAUUUUCGAAUUGAUAAUAAGAAUAUUGAAUAAGCAAUCCUGUGAUCUACUAAUUUGUUUAAUCUCAAUUAGGAUUAUGAAUCAAAGAGAAUUACUGUGCAUUUUACUCAUUUUGAUUUGAGGUAACUCCAAAUAUAAAAUUAUUACAUGUAGUGAUGUCUCCCAGCCCUUACGUGUGGAAAUUUUUUAAGUGGACUUGUAUGCUGAUAAUUCUAGACCAAAGUAAAUAUGGCAGAAUAUUUAUACAUGAAAAAAUAAUUUUGCAAAUAUUUUCUAUAAUUGUAUUAUUCGUUUAAAAUGUUGAUAGCUUGUGUUAGUUUCGGGGAGGGGUGUAUAUUUUGAUAAAAAAAUACUUGACUUUGUAAUUCUGUAUAUUCUAUACAAUUUAUAGCAGAGCCGUUUUAAGACAGCCUUGUCACAUUUUUUGUUAAUUGUGAAAACUUUAUGAGUGAUGUUUAAGUAUGCAUUGAGUACAUAAUGACCAACUAGAAUUAAAGUAAGUGUAAACAGUGAACAUACUGUAUGCUGUACAAGAUAUAUUGUAAUUGCUGUUUUAGCAUCUGUAUUUUGGUUAGAAGAUAUUAUAAAAUACAGAUGUUAAGGGUUGGAAAAAUCUAAUUUUAUUUUUAGAAAUAAUGAAUAUAAAUUUGGUUUUGCUUGAUUAAAAUAGCUUAUUCCUAUGUUAAGUCUCUUUUUAAAUGUUUUAAUGUUACUUCUUUUGUGCAGCCAAGAAGCUAUUUCAUCUCUGUGAGUCACUGCAUUGUUUCACAUACUAUUCACUCAAUAUGUUUCUGUUUCUUACUUGUUUACAUUCCAUGGUACCUACUUACAUGCUUAGGACUCAAAUGGAAUAUGACAUUAAAAAAAAGGCAGAAUAAGA
Messenger RNA from Manis javanica (Malayan pangolin), 8268 nucleotides. RefSeq names its product zinc finger and BTB domain containing 38 (gene ZBTB38). NCBI's taxonomy places the organism in Eukaryota, Metazoa, Chordata, Mammalia, Pholidota, Manidae. The record is from RefSeq and is a predicted model, not a curated record. Gene Ontology annotation, molecular function: protein binding; DNA-binding transcription factor activity, RNA polymerase II-specific. Gene Ontology annotation, cellular component: nucleus. Gene Ontology annotation, biological process: regulation of transcription by RNA polymerase II.